This is a messenger RNA of Trifolium pratense (red clover), 2730 nucleotides long. RefSeq names its product probable L-type lectin-domain containing receptor kinase VII.2. The record is from RefSeq and is a predicted model, not a curated record. Gene Ontology annotation, biological process: protein phosphorylation. Gene Ontology annotation, cellular component: plasma membrane. The coding region runs from base 373 to 2442 and encodes 689 amino acids. The transcript has a single exon. Gene Ontology annotation, molecular function: carbohydrate binding; ATP binding; protein kinase activity. Lineage: Eukaryota; Viridiplantae; Streptophyta; Magnoliopsida; Fabales; Fabaceae.
UUCUCUAAUAUCAGUACCUGAUUAAACAUCUUAAUCAUUCAAUAAAAUACUUCAAUAUCUAAUGUAAGGAAUGUGAUGUAACAAAUGGUCCAUCCUAGACCACACUAACAAGCACACACCUGUACAUACAACAUUUCACAAUAUCUAAUGUAGCUGUCUAGACUCAGACUGUGUUUGGAUUUGUGUUAACAUGCAAUGACCUGUGUGGGCUGGCAUGUAGUACUUUUCAAAGAAAUAAAUACUUUUACCAACCUUUAAUCUUUCCUUCCACUUAAUUAUACAACAUAUGAAUAAUAAUCUUAUGCUUCAAGGUUCAAGCCUUCAACCAAUUUUAAUUUAGCAAAAGUUUCUCUCAUUAUCAAUCCCUUGCCAAUGUCUCAACUUAAGCAACUUCUCAUUCUUCUUCACACUGUAACCAUAUUUAUAUGUUGUGUUUCCACUACUGAAUUUGUCUAUAAUACAAACUUCAACUCAACAAACAUUAUGCUAUAUGGAAAUGCAACCAUUCAAAACUCCAUUCUCACUCUCACUAAUGGCACUUAUUUCUCUAUAGGUCGUGCUUUUUACCCUAAAAAAGUACUAACCAAACCACUCAACUCUUCCACUCUUCUCCCCUUUGCUACUUCAUUCAUUUUCUCAGUUUCCCCCAUCAAAAACAUUAUCACAGGACAUAGUUUUGCCUUCAUAUUCACACCUUCAAGAGGUCUAAAUGGAACAACAUCAGCUCAGUAUACUGGUCUCUUCAAUUACACCAAUGAAGGUAAUCCUAACAACCAUGUUUUUGGAGUUGAAUUUGAUAUCAUUAGAAACGAAGAAUUCAACGAUACAAAUGGUAAUCAUGUUGGUAUCGACGUAAAUUCUCUUAAAUCCUUAACUUCACAUGAGGCUGGCUACUGGGGUGGAAAAUAUGACAAUGAGUUUAAGGUGUUGAACAUUAAAAGUGGAGAAAAUUAUCAAGUAUGGAUUGAAUUUAUGCACUCUAAGAUAAACGUUACUAUGGCUCGGGCAGGACAAAAGAGGCCUCAUGUUCCUCUCAUCAGUAUAAAUGUUAAUCUUUCUGGGGUCCUUAUGGAUGAAACAUACGUUGGAUUCUGCGCAGCCACGGGGAAAAUAACAGACAGUAGUAAGAUUCUUGCUUGGAGCUUUAGUAAUACAAAUUUUUCCAUUGGUGAUGCUUUAGUGACAAACAAAUUGCCUUCAUUUGUGCUUCAUGAGGGGUGGUUUUCUGGAGCAAAAGCUAUUGCUGUAGGAGUCACCAGUGUUGUCUGCAUAUUAAUCAUCGGUUGUGGUUGUGCAGUGGUUUUCAUUCUCUCUAGGAGGAACGAGGCAGAGGAAGAAAUUGAAGAGUGGGAACUAGAAUACUGGCCACAUAGAAUUAGAUUCGAAGAGAUUCAUGCAGCAACAAGAGGGUUCUCUGAAGAGAAUGUGAUUUCUGUAGGAGGGAAUGGAAAGGUAUAUAAAGGUAUUUUGCAAGGAGUCGAAGUUGCAGUCAAGAGAAUCCCUCAAGAAAGAGAAGAUGGAAUGAGAGAGUUUUUGGCUGAGGUUUCAAGCAUAGGAAGAAUGAAACACAGAAAUUUAGUAGGACUGAGAGGUUGGUGCAAAAAAGAAAAGGGAAACUUGAUUCUAGUUUAUGACUUCAUGAACAAUGGAAGUUUAGACAAAUGGAUCUUUGAGUGUGAAGAAGGAAAGAUGCUAACAUGGGAAGAGAGGAUUCAAGUUUUGAAAAAUGUAGCCGCAGGGAUUCUUUACCUGCAUGAGGGUUGGGAAGUUAAGGUCUUGCAUAGGGAUAUCAAAGCAAACAAUGUUCUACUUGACAAGGAAAUGAAUGCUAGAUUGGGGGAUUUUGGUUUGGCUCUUAUGCAUGAGCAUCAUGGACAAGUUGCCGGCACGACAAAAGUAUUGGGAACAUUAGGAUACAUUGCUCCGGAAGUGAUUCGAACAGGAAAAGCAUCGACUAUGUCUGAUGUGUUUGGCUUUGGUAUAUUGUUGUUGGAAGUAAUAUGCGGACGAAGACCUAUUGAAGAACAUAAGCCAGGGCUAACUGAAUGGGUGAAGUCUUUAAUGGUGCUUGGCCAAUUACACAAUGCUGUUGAUGAAAGGUUGAAGGCUAAAGGAGGCUACCCUAUUGAGGAAGCUGAAAGAUUUCUUCAUUUGGGUUUGUUGUGUUCAAAUUCAGACCCUAGUGUUAGACCAAUAAUGAGACAGGUUGUGAAAAUGUUGGAGGGAGAAAUGGAUAGCAUUGAAUCUGAUGAAGGAAAUAUGCAGAAAAGUUUACUUGGAAGAUUAAAAUCAACUGCAAUGUGGUCUAGAACUGAGAGUGGAUACAAUGAUCACCCUACUUUUGAAGAAAUUAUGAUGUUAAUUGAUAAUUCCAAGACAUCUACAAGUGGUUCAACUGCUAUUCAAGCAUCAGAUUCAGAUAUCAUUUGGGAAGGCAGAUAAUAUUAUAAAGUUAUAUUUAGGAUUAAAUAUAUUUUUAUUUCUUAUAAUUAUCUUGAAUUUGUAUUUGUAUCUAAUAUUUGUAUCCACUUUUUGGUCUCUACAAAUUACAAAAUUAAUGUUUUUAGUCCUCUUUUAGAGACUAAAAGCAAGUAAUUUUGUAAAUCUUAAAGACUACAAAGUAGAUACUAAGACUGAAAAAAGAUGAAAAUUUUAUAGGGACUAGUUUAUUGGAGUUAUAAGUUUAUCCAUCAUGUUGUGUAAUGAAUGGAGAAUAUUCAAGGUCUAACU